Molecule: messenger RNA, 955 nt
Organism: Raphanus sativus (radish)
Lineage: Eukaryota; Viridiplantae; Streptophyta; Magnoliopsida; Brassicales; Brassicaceae
Product: MLP-like protein 31
Exons: 2
Coding region: 352-792 (146 amino acids)
Biological process (GO): defense response
Source: RefSeq, a predicted model, not a curated record
AAGUUACUCGAUCGAAUGCUGAACGUUUUAUAAGCUGAUAAUGGUGAGACCUCUUCUGUUCUAGGCUUGUUGUUAGUAAUAUAAGCAGCAAGCAAGCUCCACCACACUUGUGAGAUACGUGAUUAUCCACUGAAAAGGCCUAAUUUUGAGUGGAGAUUCUUGGCGAUCAGUUCUCCACGACUCCAGAUGAGAAGUCUUGUAUGUGAAUACAACAAGGAAACCAUUAAAUAUAACCUAGCUUAAAUGCUAGGCAUGGUACCAUAUUCCCAUAUAGAUUCUCCUUCCAAAAGACUGCACUUAUUAUAUAAGCAGAGUUACACACACAUCAAAGAUCAACCAACAUAAAAAGCGAUGGCUCAGAUGGCGAAAUCCAUGAUAGAAGUGGAGAUCAAAGUGUCAGCUGAUAAGAUUUUCCAAGCUAUCAAGGCUACUUCUCGCAGCGUACCAAAACUAUCUCCAGAGAAAAUACUUAGCGUGGAGGAGCAAGUCGGUGAUGACACCAAGAACUGGACUUUGUCUGUCGAUGGAAAAGUGGAGAAGAUGAAGGAGAGAGUUGAAAUAGACGAGGAAAACAAAUCAAUGACGGUGUUUGUGUUCGAUGGAGAUGUAAUGGAAAACUACAGUAGCUUCAAAUGCAACCUUCAGAUUAUACCGAAGCUCCAUGGGAGAAGUAUAGCGAGAUGGAGCUGGGAAUACGAGAAGCUUAACUCAGAUUCUCCAGCUCCUAACAAGUAUAUGGACUUUGCGGUCUAUCUCACUAGAGAUAUCGAGUCUAGUCUUCUCAAAACGUAAAGAUGCAAGUUAUAGAUGUGUUGCUUUGUUUAUAACAAUGGUUGCAUCUCUUUAUGCCAUGUGUGUACGUGCGGAAGUUACAUGAAUAAAAGUUUGAAGGGGGUUGUGUUUUGACGUUAGUAUACCUAGUUCUUUUUAUUAUGAAAUAAUAUCGUGUAAUCCA